Messenger RNA from Physella acuta, 3235 nucleotides. RefSeq names its product protein FAM81A. NCBI's taxonomy places the organism in Eukaryota, Metazoa, Mollusca, Gastropoda, Physidae. The record is from RefSeq and is a predicted model, not a curated record.
CAAAUGGCGGAUACGGUGAACUAGCAACACAUAACCAGCAUUUUAAAAAAUAUAGAUUUAUUCAAAAUAGUCAUUCUUUUAAGCUUAAAAGUAAUAUCCACUAAUUUUUCUUUAGUUCAAUAGUAGCUGAGGUGGAAAAAAGAGUUGAUAAUAAAUGGCACUACGUAGAACAAAUCUUCCAGUGAUCAACAGAGCACCUUAUGAUACUACUCAUGAGUAUAAUGCCAUCUCAGUAGGGAGCCCAAGACAGUUGGUGCCUGAACAGCGACAAAUAGCAGAGAUUGUACCAGUUAGAAAUGACCUCCCUUCUCGCAUUGAUAACAUAGAAGAUAGACUUGCUAUGCAGGAGCGCAAUACACAGGCUCUGAUAGACAAAGCAUUCAAAAUUAAAGAAGAUGUUAUUGAUAGUCUGAACUACACCCAAGGCACCUGGAAUGAAGAAAAGCAGGCUAGAGUACUGUUGCAGGAACACAUCCGAACUAUCACAGCUGUGGUUAACAAGCUCAAUGGAGAUAUUGCCUCUCUGGAAAGUUCCAUCAAAGCUCGUGAUGCUGCACAUGUUUCAACCAACAACGCAGUUAAAAACUUAGAAGUCCACCAUGUCCAAUCUCUGACAGAUUUGCGAGGAAGAAUUGUUCGCUGUGACAGUUCCAUCUCUAAACUAAGUGCUGAUGUGCGAUCCUGUUUUGAGUCCAUUAAACAGUUAUCACAUCAACAACAGGAAAUACAAAGUAGGAUGAUGGACAGAAUGCAUGGUCUAGAAGCCCAGCUUGUCACCUUAAACAGCAAUAUUGAAAGAAGUAAUGGUGAGAGUCGCCUGAAGAUUCAACAUCUUGAAGGAGACACAAACACACAGAUGUCGAUGAUUGAUGCCAAAACACGCCAGUUAAUUGAGGAUUUGAAGGCUAAUCUGGCCAGUACUCAAAGCACAUUUGAAGCAGAGAGGGAGAGGCUGGAACAAAGACUGCUAGUUACCAUUGAAAAAGUUGAAGGAAAUAAUGACCUUACUAUAGAUAAAAUAAUGAAAAAAAUUGAUGAUGGAAAUUUUUUAACUGACUCUCGCAUUACAAAACUGGAAGAAACUCUGCAUGAAUCCCGCUCAUAUACAGAUAAUUCUCAGUCUUCUCUGGACAGCAAGCUUCUGUCCAAGCUAGACAAAACUGUCCAGAGACAUUCAGAAGAAAUAGCUAAGCUGAAGAAGGAGAGCCGUGAAGGUUUCUCUACAGUCCACGAGAGUAUCAGCAACAUGAAGACUGUCAUGGAGGGCAAGAGGAAACUUCUGGAGGAUCAGUUGAGGAAAGAGAUAGGACAAAUUCGUAAAAUGGUGGUCCUGGUGUGAGGACCCUACAGGACCAGACUUCAGAGCUUCCAUUUGUCAGUCUGUUGGUCACCAAGCAAUGGUACAUUUUUUUCAGCUUGUUUGCUUUUGGACUUAAAUUUUAUUUCAAAAAAUGUAACUAAAUCUGAAACAGCCACUGUCCUAAUGAUGAUGGUUUCUUGUUGGCUUGUGACUUGAAACUACCAAACUUCUUACUUUUAGAGACUCAAAUACAGAUCUGAUGAAUGCCCAUGUGUAGGUCUACACACAUUUACAGAGGCAACAAUGAAAUGAUUUGAUUUUAAAAAUAGCCACAGAAAGAUCAUUUUAAUAAUCAGAGCUGCUGUCUUGUUUGUAUCUUCUGAAAGAUGAUUCUACUCAAAUAUUUUGAUUCUACUCAAAUAUUUUGAUUCUACUAAAAUAUUUUAAUUCUACUCAAAUAUUUUGAUUCUACUAAAAUAUUUUGAUUCUACUAAAAUAUUUUGAUUCUACUAAAAUAUUUUGUUUCUAUUAAAUUUUUUCUCGUAUUUUUACUCAUGUUUAAAAAUUCCAACAUGUGCCUGAAAAAUGUUUUAAAUUAUGAAUCUUACAAAUAUUUAAACAAUCUAUUUUUAUAAAAUCAGCAUUAAUUAUCACUACAAUAAAUAUGCAUAUAUAAUCUAAGCAUUUUUUUUUUCACAAAAAAGAAAAGGAUCAGUUAGAAUUUUAUGGAAGAGUAUUGUUGGUGUAAAUAAAAUACAUUUUUGUAAACAUUGAAAAAAACCAACUAAACAAAGGAAGGCUCUUGCUAAUUAGAAUUAAACAAGCUCUACUUUUGCAAACAAAAAUAAAGAAACAAACAAAAUAGAAAUAUUUUAAUUUUAUUCACCUUAUAAUUUUUUGUUACAAGCAACACUUAUAGUUCACUCGGAAAAAAUAUAAUUGUUAUGCAUGAAAGCAAAAAUAUCAGCCUUUUGUAUCUCACCUCUGUUACAUGCUUGUGCUGGAGUUAAUUAGUCUCACCAUAUUCUUUACCUUGUAUUACUUGUAUAGGGCUGGUAAGUAGGUCACCAACCAGUUCUAUGGCUCAAUAAAAUCUGCAUGAGCCAUAGAACUGGUUGGUGACCUACUUACCAGCCCUAUUGUAAUGUGCACAAAAAUUACAUGAAAUAUUGACAGUUUUACACCUCAGUACUUCAUCAUAUACAGAAUGUAGGGGACUUCUUUUAAUCAGGGAGAAAUUCUAAAUCUAGAUUUAUCAAUAUUUUGAUAUUAUUUUGGUUUUUUACUCGUAAUCAAGUAGGAAAAACUGGGCUUUGCAAUUCUGUCUAGAAUCUAUAUUAUUGUGUGUGUGUGUGUCUGUGUCUGUGAACACAAUACAUUGUUACAGACAAAAAAACACAUUAAUUUUUAAGUACUAAUGUUCCACGCUAUUAUACAUGCAUUGUUUGUUAAUCGGUUGGUGCGCAGUUCUUUUUUUCAUAUAGAGAUUCUAUUCUAUUUUAAAAAGUUUAAAUAAUUAAAAAUCAUGUCUAUAUUCCCAGAAGCCAUCCCCGUAGUGUUAUAUAAGAACAUUCAAGAAAGUUUAGGGGAGGUCACUCCCUCUUUAUUUUAAAUGCUUGUUACAUUUAUUUGCCAGUUUUAAUUUUUUAUUAUACACUACCAGAAGUUUAAUUUGCUUCUUUAACCAUUGGUGUAACUUGUGGCAUCUGUCAGUGUAUACUUAAUGUAGCUUGUGGCAUCUGUCAGUGUAUACUUAAUGUUGCUUGUGGCAUCUGUCAGUGUAUACUAAAUGUUGCUUGUGGCAUCUGUCAGUGUAUACUUAAUGUUGCUUGUGGCAUUUUUUGCUGGCGGAGAUGGCACCAAUGGAAUUUGGAGUUGAGGUGGAUGUGUUUGGCAGACUGAGAAACAUUUUACAUUCUUGUAUUUUACAUUCUU